AUGUCUAUGUUCAAAGAGCGCACUGACAGGGAGGACUUUAUAAGUCAAUUGUAUCAGUUGGCAGCGUGGAAGGGCUACUCUCGCUGCGUAUCAUUACUGGCGGGCGCCGGCGCCGAGCUGCGCGCGCGCAACGCGGGCGGAUUCGUGCCCCUGCACCUCGCCUGCCAGAACGGGCACAACCAGUCCUGCCGCGAGCUGCUGCUGGCCGGCGCGCCGCCAGACUUGCAGAACAACUAUGGCGAUACAUCCCUCCACACGGCGGCGCGGUACGGUCACGCGGGCGUCACCAGAAUCCUCAUCUCGGCGCAGUGCCGCGUGUGCGAGCAGAACAAGAAUGGCGACACCGCACUGCACAUCGCCGCCGCCAUGGGCCGCCGCAAGCUCACGCGCAUACUCCUCGAGGCCGGCUGCGACAAGGCACUCAAGAACCACCAGGGAGAAACCGCCCGGGACAUCGCCACCAGAAAGGGUUUGGACGAAAUCAUCAACAUCCUCAACACACCAGUAGCCAAACAACCCAAGAAGAAAGACAAGCGAGAUAAAAGCAAGGAGCGCAGCGUCGACGAACCCGACGACGCGAAGAAGAAAGGCAAAGACAAGAAAAAAAAGAAUGUUCACUUCGAACAACAACCCCAGAAUGUACAGUGGUCGCCGUACGGCUGCCACUACUACCCGGAUCCGAAAUAUUUCCCGAAACCGAAGCUGAGCUCGCUCCCCACCGAACCCUUGAAGAAAGGCGAGCAAUAUUACUUGGAUCUCGCAGGAAAUAUCAAGAAGGGACCCAUUGGCGCCGGUUACACGUGCUAUUGUGCUCCGUUCUUCAAACACAUGGAAGAUAAACUGAACGAAGAUAAAAAAGAUUUAAAGAGGCACAUAGACCGAGCUCACGAAAAGAUAGAUCAGAAAGUAACAGAUUUGGAAAUGAAGACGCAGGGUCAAAUUUCAGAACUGACGAGGUUCGUCGCUGCCGAAAGGGCUAUGUGUAAAGAAAGGCACCAACAUCUAGAACACUGGUUGACGCGUGGUAUGAAUUUCAGAGCUUCCGAAAGAGUGAGAAAACUCGAUUUUAGUCCCAAAGGCUCUUUGGACAUCCCUCCAUUGAAAAGAACUAGAAGUUUAGAACUCCUCGAUGCACAUACAGAAGAAUGGAAUAAAGUAAACAGGCUAAUAAAAGACUUCAAUAAAAAUUCUGAACAUUAUGAUAGUAAUGCCAAAGACUUAUAUGAGAGUAAAGCGACGUCGAAAAGUACUGAGGUUUUGGAUAGCAUAAGAUCACCUCCAUCUCCGAGGCGGAAACAUAUACUUAAAAACUCCAGAAGCACAGAUCAGUUGGACGCCGGUCCGAGCACGAGUUCACGGUCUCCUCAUAUGUUAGCAUCUCAUACAAAUGCAGUCCUUGAUAAUCAUGUGCAAAACGUUACAGCCGAAAUUCACGUCAAAGCCAAUAAAAUUUCUGUUUCUCAGUCUCCUUUAUCAAUGGAAGUACAAGACCAUAAUGAAAGAUUUGUGUCACCUAGUCGUCAAAUAAAUGUUAUGUCCCCCAGUAGCAGCAACAGACACUCUGAUUACAAGACGAGUGAUUCUGAUGGAGAUAAUUUACAUAGAACCCAAAUAGAGUGUCCUAGAGAUGUCCCAGUUUGGAAAAGCCAAGUUCUUCAGAGAACAGCAGAUGACAUUCGAAAAAGAGUCAUGUUGGAGAAAGAAAUGUCAGACGUAAUAGGCAGAAACAAUAACAAAACAUUGGAUAUAGCCCAAGACGGUUACGUCAAACUACGUAAACAAGGUAACUGUACAAGAGAAGAAAAUAAUAUAGUCAGAGAACCCAGAAAGUCUGUGCAAGAAUUAGUAGCGCAGGUAGAACACAAACAACAGCGAUGUAAAUCUCCUGAAACUAUACCUUUACCGAGAAGAAUGUCACCCGUACAAAUGUGCGAGGAGCCAAUUCAGGCUCCCGUUCAGGCCUGUCCCGGGAUACUGAAGAUGCCGCAGCAACCUCAACGACCAGCCCCCGUGCUCAAAGAGAAACCACCGAAAAGCAAACGCUUUAGCUUGCAUAACCUCAUACCAUUCCCAACGAGAAAGACUUUCCAAACUCCACCGAAGGAUAAUGGCAACAAUUCCGAGAGCAGUGACGAAGAAGACAAUCCGAUAAGGACUACAAACCAACCCGGCCCCAUGAGGAACACAAACCUUCUGCAAACAUUACCGAUGCCAAAUUUCGAAACGAUGUCCAAUAAAUCUCCUUCGCCAGCUCCGCAAGUACAAAGUCAAAAAAAUCCUUAUCCUCACGACAUAAGGGCAAUACCUAAAGACGCUUAUUUUCAUGAUAUACCUAACAGGCAGGUCCACCAUCAGAUGCCUUACAGGGAAAUGGUUGAAAACGGUCUCCCUGUGCCGCAAUGCAAUCCUUGUCAAACCAAUCGGUACGAUUACAAUGAAACGGGGCUACCUCAUGCACCGGUUCAAGGUCGGAACCGAAACCCUUUGUAUCAUCACCAGACUGGAGUAUUUGACGCGAUGAUGCAAGAUCACAUUCUCAGAGAGAUGGAACGUAUUCCACAAUGCUACAGCGACCACUUGGAUCAGAACACUGAAAUUGAAAUAGCUAACCAGAAUGAUCAAUUUCGAGGUGGUUACUACGGUAACCGUUCACCAGUGUACCCGAACUUUAGGGGGAAUUCGCAUGGAGUGAGGAAAGCUGCAGACCACAAUUUACUGCACACCCGUCUGCAGUCCUUGGCUAUAAACACCCAUCUCACCGAAACUCAAAGCCAAACGGACAGAGAAUCUCAUAACGACUCAGGGUACAGUACGAAGGUAUACGGUAGUUCACAGGGACCUUCGCCGAGUCUCUCUGGCCAUGUGGAAUGCUCAGCGUCAGAUAACUUAUCUGGACAGAGAAUAGAUGUUAUGUCAGGUGGAAAAAUAGGCACGCAGAUUGGUGCUUCUAGCUUGGUGUGAAAUUAAUCGUGUAAAUGUGAUAAUAUUGUGCCUUUGUGAAACACUUUUAUGAUGCUCGCACAUGCCAAAUAAUGCAUGCACAUUUAAAAAGUUAGUAACCUACAUAAAUAAUAAAACAUCAAUAGCAAGUCUAAUAGGACGUUAGCCGUCUCACGAGCACGGUAAAAAUUUUAUGUUAUUAUCUACAAAUCUUUGAUACGAAAGAAUAAAUUCACAUUCCUUUGUAAAAAUAAAAAAAACAAAGUGUCCUUGAAAUAAGCAACAUAUUAUAGUUAAGCUUGUACCUAUACAAAAAUAAAAAAGGGCCACGAGAUGAACCCUGAAGUAUUCCAUAUUUGCAGUUAACCCUGUGCCCUCACUUUAACCAUUCUUAGAGAAUCCAAUAACUAUAUAGUAAUAAACUAUAACAGUCAAUGGUCCAGUAGACGCACGGUUUAAUAAAAAAAUCAUUAGUAAAUUACGUUAUAUCCAUGGAAUCAAAGGCUUUACAAAAAUACAGUAAAAUGCAUCAACAAAGGCUUCCCACCAUUUUAAACACAUAAAUAACAUUUAGGCCUUGAAUUGAUAAGGGAUUAGUUGUUCAAGUUGGUAAAUUUGUUUCUACCACACUCUUUACUUAUUGAAAUCUAAGUCAUAAUCACAUUUCACAAAUCUGAUGUGGAUUCAUUGUUUUAUUCACGUAGAAAUUAAAGUACAAAAUACUCAUGUUUUAUACUCACAACCUACACUUAACUAACAUUGUAGUCUAAAUAAAAAAAUAAGUACAAAUCUUUGUUUUAUAAAUAUAAGGAUGCCAUGCCACAUAAUGUUAUUAUUAAGUAGAAUUUAAUAUUUAAUUAUAUGAUAAUUUAGGUAUCAGUAUCUGUUUGGGUAUCUUAAGGCUAUUGUGAAAUAUUUUAACAUUCACAUUAGUAUUUAUGCUCACUAUUUUUUUUAAUUGGAUUGUCAUUAUGUCAGUUUUGUGUAUUUUCGCAUAUUUUGUAAUUGCAAACAAUAACCCAUUUUAUUGUUAAAACCGGAUAUUUGUUCAUAAGUGACUGUCAGUAGUAACUAAUUAUAUAGAAAUAUAAUACUUGAUCAAACAAAGCUUUACAUUAUUUUCUCUAUCUAAUAACGUGUUUGGAUUUAUUGUAAUUAGUCGUAAGUUUUGUAUGUUCUAUGUAAAAAUAUAACAUAUUUAUUGAUUGUGUUACACUAUGUAAAAUAUUUUAUAAUGCAUUGAUAAUUUUGUAAUUAUUGAUAAUAAUUCUAAUAAAAUUGCACUUUUCAAGUGUCACAAACUAUUAUA
Messenger RNA from Chilo suppressalis (striped riceborer), 4249 nucleotides. NCBI's taxonomy places the organism in Eukaryota, Metazoa, Arthropoda, Insecta, Lepidoptera, Crambidae. The record is from the annotation of a GenBank genome assembly.